Molecule: messenger RNA, 5928 nt
Organism: Zeugodacus cucurbitae (melon fly)
Lineage: Eukaryota; Metazoa; Arthropoda; Insecta; Diptera; Tephritidae
Product: toll-like receptor 6
Exons: 15
Coding region: 1125-3266 (713 amino acids)
Cellular component (GO): plasma membrane
Molecular function (GO): protein binding
Source: RefSeq, a predicted model, not a curated record
UUAUUAAGAAAUGGCUGCUGCGGCUCAUCUUUACUGUUAUUUGUAAACUUGUGACCAAAGCGAGUGUGUAAAGCUGCUGUUAGCACUUAUAUUGGGGCCUAAUUAAGCGAUAUUCCAAAGUUAGUGCUUAAUAAGCUGAUGUGGCCAUAAAAACCGCUUAAGUACAUCAUAUGCAAUUUAGCAAAAGUGUUGCAUUGGAUAUGUGAAUAUAUAUUUACUUGUAUAUAAAAAUAAACUAUUUACCUUCGAGUAAUGUAUUGAAGUGUUAAAGACGCUUUCAGUCAAAAUAUUAUUCAACAAAAUAUAAAAAAUACCAAAAUAAACGAAUUUUAUGCACAAUGCCCUCAAUCAGCAGUAAAGUUACGCCUUAAGUUUGCUUAUUAUUAUUUUCUUGUGUUUCCAAAGUUUUACGAAUUGCACUCUUGAUGAAUGAUCGAAAGCUGUGAAGCAUGUUUAGGAAAGUGUGCACGUGUUAAUAACAAGUUUUCGGAUUUUCUUUUAAUAAAACGAAAUAUCAAUAAAUGCAAUAAUGAUAUAUACGAUAUUUAUAUAUCCAAGAAAGGUAGAAUGUUAUAUGUGAAAGAAACUAAUAUUUUAUUUUUAUUAAAAAUAUGAACGACUGUAAUAACUAACAACGAAAAAUAAAAAAAAAACAUAAUAUAAAAAAAAAUUUUUCGAAACGUAUUUUCAAGUUGGAAAACUUUCAAAUUUUAUUGCUUGUGUCAUUCUACUUAUGCCUAUGUGACUGCGUGUCUUUGUGCUUAUGAGUGACUUGUGUUAAAACUUGUUUCACUUAAAAAACACAUAAAUAGAUUUUCCAUAGCAUUAAACACACACAUAUAAGUUAUUAGUGUUUGUGAACUUCGUAAGCAAUAACCAACAAAAACAACAACAAAAGAAAAUACUAAAACAACUUAUAUAACUACUAUACAUAAAACAAAGAAGGAUUUGUGUAUAAGCAGCAUACUUAACGGUAUUUUUUGUUAGCUGCUGCCAUCACAGCAUCAGUGUCCUUACAUUGGACGCGUGUGACGCGCCUAAACGUAUGCAAAGUACAUUUUGACCAAGCACCAAGUAUUUUUCACCUACGCAUAAUUAUACACAAAGUUCGCAUUGGAAAUAAGAUGCUGCUGCAGUGGUUCGUGAUUUGCCUGCUGGCCAUGCCCGUGCUGACAGGCACCGGCCAAAACUGCCCGGCGGAGUGCACGUGCAACGUAGAUGAGCACAAUCGCCGGCAGGUGAUUUGUACCAAGGGUGGCCUAAGCGCUAUACCAGUGAGCCAGAUCGACAAGGAUGUGCGUGUCAUUAUCAUCAAAGGCCCAGGCAACACGCUCACCAUCAGCCAGUUCUUCAAGAAGUACAUGGAUCUCGAGGUGCUGCGCAUCACCGACUCACAAAUCCCAUCAAUGGGUUCCGAAUGCUUCUGGGGUUUAGUAAAACUGCGCAUACUGGAUUUUUCAAGAAACAACAUCACAAAUGUAAAUCGCAACAACUUCCGAGGACAGAAUUAUUUGCACGAGUUGGACUUGUCCAAGAAUAAGAUACUAAACAUAUCCAGCACAACGUUUGAUCAUUUAACUGAACUCAAGCGACUCAAUUUGGCUGAUAAUUCAAUACUGGAAUUGGUUCCGCGCACAUUUUUCCUGCUCAACAAAUUGAAAUAUCUGGAUCUGAGCGGAAAUCCGUUACAAGAUCUGCCGCCGGAUGUAUUUCUCGAUUUGCCGGAGCUGCGCAUUUUCAAAUGCCGUAAUUGUCAAUUGAAGAAAAUCAAUCCGCAGUUGUAUAACUUAUUGCCGAUGUUGCAAGAACUGGAUCUGGGACGUAAUGAGUUCAAAUUCCUCGACAAGGACGAGUUUCGCGACGUCAAAAAUCUCACCAAAGUCCUACUUGACGGCAAUCAACUGUCAGUCGUUGUUGACGAGCUGUUUCGCAAUCAAAAGGUUCUGCAACAUUUGGACUUGUCGUACAAUCGGCUGGCGAAAGUGCCCAAUGACUCGUUUAAACAUUUGGGUAAUUUGACGUUCCUGGAUUUGUCAUACAACAAGCUGGUGCGACUGGAGCCACAAUCAGUGCGCCGACUGAGCAAUUUGCAAACGUUGAAUAUUAGCGGCAAUGUGCAGAUGAAUUUGCAUGACAUGCGAGAAACGUUCGAGGUCAUACCACAGCUGACACAUCUCUCCGUAGCCGAUAUGGGAGUGCUGCCGAUGGGACUGCUGGUGCCGUUCAAGCAGCUGCGCUAUCUCAACAUAUCCGGCAAUCAUUUGGACAAUAUGUCGCUGCAAGUAAUCGAUCCGUGCCGAGAGCUGGAGUUUCUGGACUUGUCGCGCAACCAAUUGUAUGGGAUCAACGAGGACACAGUGAUGCGCAUUCAGCGCAUACGCAACGUUCGACUGGACAACAACCCGCUGAUAUGCGACGAGUGUCACAUGGGAAAAUUAAUAAAUGUCGUGCAGCAUCUCCAGUGGAAAUGGGAGACAUAUCCGAUUUGCUUUUUACCAAAACCCUUGCGUGGCUCUGAAAUCACCGAUUUGGACAUAUCAAAGCUCCAUGAUUGCUUGGACUACAUAACCGAUGAGGAGCAGAAUGCAGCCAGUACUUCGCACAAUUUUCUUGAGCGAGGUGGCCUUAAUACUCUCGCCAUACUUGGUGGCAUCAUAUUGGUUUUAAUUGUUGUCAUUAUACUGGCUAUGGCUGUUUGUUUUUCCAAACGACGAGCACGUUACUAUACACGUGAGGAUCGACUGAACGGAGGUGAGAGCGGCAAAUGCAUCGAGAAAGGUUUGGAAGUGAGCAACGGAAAUGGCGUGAAUGGCGGCAGCCCUCCUGAACACGCUAAGACCCCUACCACGCCCACUAAUGAGAUCAACUUCAAAUUUCCCAUUGACGAUCGCGUCUGCACCAUUGAUGAACUGGUAUUGCCACCGGCGCCACCACCGCCAACCAAAGAGCCACCAUCACACCUACCACCGCCACCACCAACCACAGCAAAUAGCGUACUGAACAGUCUGGCUUACAGCAGUUGUAGCGGCAAUAAUACUGCCACCGCCAUGGCUGCAGUAGCCGCAGCCGCCACCGUCAUACCACCCGGCGCACCAUCGGCCGCGGGUGCUGCGUCAACCAUGUCGCCAGCGCAUAAUAAUCUGCCAUCGGAGGCAAUCGUUGUGGUGCUGCCCACACCGCCAACGCAUUAUAAAACCGAACAACAACUGCAACAACCGCAGCAACUGCAGUUGACCACAAUCGAACCGCUGAUCAGUGUGAACUGACCGACGGGCAUUGAUGUUGUAAGCGCCUCAGCCACCGCAACAGCCACAAAUAAAAAUGUCAACACACCGUUGGCGAUGGCGACGGCAUUAGCGUACUCGCCAUUGACUGCGAAAACGGGGAGAACGAUAGAAAGAGGAAAGCACGUGGCGUUUACAACUACGACGCACACAUAAGUGCUCUCUACCAAUAUGUACACAACUCCAAGUGUAGCGGAACGGAGUUAAAUUUUUUUAUCAUUCGAAAACCUUAAGCGAUAACUAUUUUAAGAAACAUACAAAUAAAAGUGUAUAAAAUGAAACAUGCGUGUGGUAAGCAGAAACGAUUUGAUUUGGAUAUUUUAAAAUACUUCAUAUACUGGUAUGCACCUCCAGACUGAACUUAGACUAUAUCUAACUUUGGACCUAGAGACCACGUUACUCUUAGUCUCGUUUUCAGACUCUGCUAAACACUUUACCGAGAUUCGAAAUAAACAUUCGGAUGUUUGGUUCGUACCUAAAACCUACACGGACAAUGGCGACUUCAACUAUCAAUAAAAUUAUUGCAUUCUAACUCGCUCUAUAAUUAUUUACAUAGUUAUUUUAGCCGAAGUUAACUCAAUACCGAUAUCAUAUUGCAUACUGUCGGACUGGGAGAAUUCGGUCACUUAUUUAAGCCUCUAUAUCCACUGACAUAAUAUUUCAUAAUAAUCUUCGUAUACAUAAAAAUACAUAUUUUUUAUCGAAUACCAGAGAUAAUCUAUGUAUUAGUCUUUGUUUUCUUUAACAAAGCCCUUAAUAUUCGCAUUUGUCCAGCCGCCGUUUUAUUAAUUCAUUACGGGUCGCAACCAAGAGCAUAACAUAUCGAACUUUAUAAUCCUCAACUAGGACUAGCUGGGUUCCCCUUUUUCGUCAAAUUUCUAGAAAUAUAUCAAGAACCUAUUUUUAGCGACGUGAUCGUCCGUGGUCCGAGGAUAUAUCAUGACUACUUUGUAUUUAAAAUAAUUCCACAAAAAAAAGUCAGUAGGUAUCAUAUCUGAAGCUCUGAAUGGUGACUCCAUAACUUCUUUUUCGGACGGUAGGCGUCCAUGGAUCUUAUGCUGCAAAAAGUGAAUAAUUUGAUUCCCAGUUUAACAGCGACCAUAAAAACCAUUUUCACGCAUUUGUUGUCGGGAAUAAUAAGUCAACAUCCAUCGAUAUAUGUAAAUAUCCAGCGAGGAUUUCGUUUUGUUUGACUAACUUUAGAGUGGAUCUAGAGAGAAUUUUGUGUUAUCUAGAUAUGGCAAUUCUACGAACUGACGCCGCCAGAUAGUUUAACAUAGCCUCCCAGAAUUUCGAAUCAGAUCCAUGGUACAAAUUAUACUGAACUUGGGCUUCCAAAGUUUAGUAAAUAUCGAAACGUACGACUCAGCCCAUCUCACCGCCGAUUUAAAGAAUUUCUUUAAACUAUUCCUCGUCCCAUCUUCCAGCGAGCUAGAACGUGUACAUGUAGUACAUAUGUAUAUACCUUGAGGGGAAUUGCAAUGCCGAACUUAGCAUACAUAUGUUUGCCUACACUGAUGCAUUAUAUACAGAUGGCGCAACUUCAUAUGCAGAGAGCAUUUCUGCGCUCGAAUGUAAUUGAGCCAUUUCCAUUGAUUUAAGUGCGGAUAUUGCGCGAUUACAAGAGAUGAAUCAAUUCCGCUCGCGCUAUCAUAUGAAUACGCAUAUGCGAAGAUACCUCUAAACACCGGAAAAAACAGUUUACAGUAUUACAAUCAUACAUAGACGCUGGUAGAAGAUUGCUGCCUUACAUGAGCGCACACAUACGCAGCAACAUAGUCAGUGCUUGAGCGCACUCAAUGCGAUAUGGUUCGCUUUCCGCUGAAUUUUAAUGUUUUAAUGGUGGAAAAAAAAAAUCAAACAACAGCAGCAGUUGCAAUACAAUGGUGGUUGUCAAAAAGAAAUUGGCACGUUAUGCUUGCUUCAUUUAAUGCUCUGCUUCUUCUCCUGCACUCAGCUUUGCAUAUAUGCAUUUCUUAUUUCCGGUGUCCAAUUAAAUAUCGUAAAGUCAGUAAUCAGAAAUUCCAUUUCUAAUUUAAAAAUACAAAAUAAUUUUCAAUCCAAUAAUUUCGAUAAUUUACCAUUACAUAUUUAUUUUGCGCCUAAAUGUAUACUACCGUCAUUAAAUAUUAAACAUUUUGGUAGCUCCUAAAUGUAUGCAUCAAUGAUAAUCGUUUCUGCUAAGAAGCGCGUGAAGUAAAAAAAUAAAUUUCAAUAACAGAUUUUGUUUACGAAUCUGUAACGGUUUAUGUAUGCGAAUAGAAAAAAUUAUGUGAAAACCUAAUGAAGCAUAGAAUUAGGCGCGGAAGCGUGCGGCAAACGUUUCAUUUACUUGAUAAGAGAGAUUAAGAUUAAAUAUUUAGUGUGUAAUACAUGCAUUUGUUAUGUUUAAGUGAUAGUGUGUAAGCUAAUGCUAAUUAUUAGGCUGUAAGUAGCGGCGACACAUUCAAAAUGUGAUACUAACAAAAAACAAUGUAUUUAGCAAAUUAAAGCAAGUAAUAUAAUAAAUUUGCGAAACUAACGAAACGAAUACUUAUAUAUAUAGGGUUAGUAACUUAAGUAUAUAUGUAAUGUAAUUUAUAUAUAUGUAUAUAUAAUAUGUAAAAUGCACUCAACGACAUUCAUACAUAUAUAUGUACCACUU